UUCAAACGUCAGUUCAGAAGAAGACUUCCUCAAUCACACCCGCAGCGAGCACAACUCACACUGCUCCGUAUACUACUUGUCGGUUAUUGCUAUAUAUAGAGAGCGACAGAUACUGUGAUGAAUCGACUAUUUUGUAGAAAGGGCAACCUGAAAAUCAGUUCCCAAUGGGACAUAAUAGCCUGUAUUGUCAAAAUCUAACGGGACCGUUAUUCAAACACUUCCUCAAGGCGGUGCAUUGUAAGUAAAGGUUACACCUAGUUCCUCAUUUUUUAACUAGGAGCAUGGAGGGCAUUUGUUUCGAGGUCAAACCCAGGGAUGACCCAAUCAAAGAUCAUCCUCUCUGUGACCUUACACAAACACUUCCUGGAUCAGAGGGUAAGAGGGAGAAAGAAGAAGGGGAAGAGGAGAUUCAGUACAGGCUAACUCUGGUUGGAUCUUUGGCCGUACAUCCACAGACCACCAUGGCGAUGCUUCCUUGGGUGGUGGCUGAAAUACGGAGACCCCGGCUGGGGGAGAAGAACAGAAACCUUGAAUUCAAUGGUGCUCACUCUCCAGAGAUGCAAGAUCAGCCUGUGGUACUGCAGAUUUCAGCCGAUUCGGUAUGUUGCAUUCUGGACACGGCAGGCCCGGGGAAGCUAUGGGACCCAUUGCAACAUAUGGUUCUGUUUGAUCACAGGCCUCAUCGAAUCACCAAACUCAUUCACAACAGCCAAGAGCCCAGCUAUUUCGGCUGUCUGCUCAGAGAGGAGAAGAAAGCAGCCUGCUAUGUAUUCCGCUGCCAGGACCAGAUGAAGGUUCCACAGAUCAUCAGCACUCUCAGGCAGGCCGGCAAAAGUUCUGCCCGACAAGAAGACACUCCCUCGUCUCUGCCUAGCAACGGCCAGGCAGAUGCCUCCUGCUCCACAGCAACGAUGGCUGAUGCAGCAACAGCCUUUGCCAAGAAAUUUGAGGUGUCACUUUGUGGGCGAGUGGUGGUGGCCCAUAAGAAAGCACCACCUGCACUAAUAGAUGAGUGUAUUGAGAAGUUUGGACGUGUGAGCGUCACAGGAUCACUUGCAGCGGGCAUCAGGCGGGCUUUCUCGCUCAAUCAGAUGGUGAAUGGAACAAACGAGGGAGCAGACGGAGGAGGAAAGCGACCUCUGUUUUUUAAAAGAGAUCAGAGUUUGCCAUUUCUGCAGGCAUUGGAUGAGAACGGCCUCUCAACGGAGCUCCAGCGACGGGCAUCAGACGGAGCCACCGGGGUCCAACCCACUAGCUUACAGGAGAACAGAACCAUGCUGUUCACGAUUGGCCGCUCUCAGAUAUUUCUUGUGAGUCCUGACACUAAGAAAGUGGCCAUAGAGAAGAGCUUCAGAGAGAUUUCCUUCUGUUCUCAGGGUAUUCGUCAUGUGGAUCACUUUGGCUUCAUAUGCAGGGAGUCGGUGGAACGCGGAGGCUGCCAGUUUGUUUGCUAUGUUUUCCAGUGUGCUAACGAAGCUCUGGUGGAUGAGAUCAUGUUGACCUUGAAACAGGCCUUCUCUGUGGCCGCCAUCCUCCAGCAGAACAGUAGGACCCAGAGUCAGCAGUGUGACAGUUGUCCCCUACAGCAGUUGCACAAACUGUGUGACAGAAUAGAGGGUGAGACAUCUACUUUUUGUCAUCUUACUCAUAGCUAUCACGUUUUAUCCCUGCCUGAAAAACAAGAACAGGCAGCUGUGUUUGAGAGCACCACGAAAGCCAGGCCUAAGUCAGAUCAGGAAGAGAACGAGUUUAUUGUGUCAUGUCUAAGACGACUAUAUGAGGACAGACAAAAGACACACACUCACACACAUGACGGACAAACAAAAAAGACUUCUCAGGAGGUUGCUGUGAAUGCUGAAGGCACCGUCAGUUCCAGUCGAGUGCGUCUGGAGGAGCUCAAGACUAGAGCAAAAAGAUCCCUCACUGAAUCACUGGAGGGGAUCUGGAAGGGCAGCAGUAAGUCCAAAUCCCACUCCAGCUCCACCACACUGAACAGCACAAAUCAGGAAACAUCAUUGGAGGAGCCCCUCUGCUCUUUCCUUCCCUCCAGUCCACUCCGCUCCCACAAUUCCACAGGGGAUCUGAAGCGUCUUGAAGGCUCAGUAGGAGGUCAGGAGGGUCCUGAGAGCCCGCCUCAGGGCUUCAGGAGACGUGCAAGCACAAUUAGUCACUCUCCCAUGCUGUCGUCCUCGGAGCCUAGUCUUCCCCCACUACAACCUACUGCCGCCACCAAACCCAAGCUUGUCCGACACUACUCUGUCAGCACAGAUUCCCCACAUCAGAGCAAUCCUUCAUCCCCUCCGGCUUCUUCCUCUCCUGUGUGUCAGCGGCCGUUGAGGCCUCGUACAUUUGCUCUUGAUCAUUCCACCCGGCCCCUCAAGUGGAGUCCAUCAGGGCUGAGUGGCUUUAGAGCAAGAUUACACUCCUCCUCCUCUGUUCCAAAUUUCCUCAAAUUUCUGGCCCCUGUAGUGGAGAGUGAUGAUACCAGUGACUCUCAGAGAAAGAGUGAUGUGGCGGCCCUGUCCAGUCCUGGAGCAGUGUGUGUUGUUGGGGAUGACAGUCCAUUACGUAGCCGGCGACACUCCUGGAGACAACAGAUCUUCUUAAGAGUUGCCACACCACAGAAGGGCUCAGACUCCACAGAAUCCACCUUAGAGGUUGGCAACAGAAUGGCGCUAGGAGGCGGAGUGGGGGGCGGGGACAGCGUCCUGGAGGCGGUGCCAGAGGAGAGGAGAAAGAGGAGUGGGGCAGAGCUAAGAGCGUUAUGGAGGAAAACAAUUCUUCAACAAAUUCUCCUGCUGCGGAUGGAGAGAGAGAACCAGAAACUACAAGCAUCAGAGAGUGAUCUGCAGUGCAGACGACUGAAGCUGGACUAUGAAGAGAUCACUCCGUGUCUGAAAGAUGUCACACUAGUCUGGGAGAGAAUGCUCAGCACCACUGGGAGGUCAAAGGUCAGAUUUGACACUGAGGAGAUCCACAAAGCUGUGGGACAAGGCGUUCCUCGUCAGCAUCGAGGAGAGAUUUGGAAGUUACUAUCAGAGCAGUAUUUGCUGAGGAAGGAGGUGCCCAGCACCAAACCUCCUAACAGUAACACUCCUUACAAAGAGCUUCUGAAGCAGCUCACAUCCCAACAGCAUGCCAUCCUCAUAGACUUGGGACGUACAUUUCCCACUCAUCCAUAUUUCAGCGCUCAGCUGGGUGCUGGCCAGCUGUCUCUCUAUAAUCUACUGAAGGCAUAUUCUCUGCUGGACCCAGAGGUGGGUUACUGCCAGGGCUUGAGUUUUGUGGCUGGCGUGUUGCUGCUCCAUAUGUGUGAGGAGGAUGCAUUCCACAUGCUCAAAUUCCUUAUGUACGACAUGGGCCUGCGGAAACAGUACAGGCCUGAUAUGAUCAUACUUCAGAUUCAGAUGUAUCAGCUGUCUCGUCUGUUGCAUGAUUAUCACAGGGAGCUGUACACUCAUCUGGAGCAGUACGAGAUCGGCCCCAGUCUCUACGCCGCUCCCUGGUUCCUCACCGCCUUUGCGUCACACUUCCCUCUUGGAUUUGUUGCUCGAGUGUUCGACAUGCUGUUCCUUCAGGGAUCAGAGGUCAUCUUCAAGGUGGCUUUGAGUCUUCUUGGUAGCCACAAGCCUCUAAUUCUGCAGCAUGACAAUCUUGAGUCAAUUGUCGAGUUCAUCAAAACAACCUUACCCAAUCUCGGUCUUGUGCAAAUGGAAAAAACAAUCAAUCAGGUGUCUGAGAUGGAUAUCAGUAAGCAGCUGCAGGCCUAUGAGGUGGAAUAUCAUGUUCUUCAGGAUGAGCUCUUGGAUGGUCCCUCCACUCUCAGCCACUCACAGCGCGUGGCCCAGUUGGAGAAGACCAAUGGAAGCCUCAGACAGCAAAACUUAGACCUCCUAGAGGAGCUUCAGGGUGCCCAUGCAAAGAUCAGGUGGCUGGAGACUCGUGUGGACGGCCUGGUGAAUCGAGAGGCUGAGCUACAAUCGGAGGUAAAGACUCUCCAGCAGGAACGGACAGAGCUGCAGCAGACUGUAUCCAAACUCAGAGAUCUCCUCAGCAGUCUGGGUAUAAACAGCUCCUUCCCUGACCAGGAAAACCUCACCAACACAAGCAACAAUCAAUAACUCCGGCAGUUCGGAUACACAGUCUAGUCUUUAUAAACACUCAACAGUCCUCACCAGAUCUGCUAUCAAGCUCCUCCUGUAAGUAAGGUGAUGCCAUCUUAUUGGAGGUGGACAGGUAGGUUUCCAGGGCACUGAAGAUCCUUCACCUUAGAUCUUCUUAAAGAGCUGAAACAGUGUCUUUUAGAGUAUCUCGCCAGAACUGAUCAAACAACCUAAAAGAUCAAAACAUUAAACAGCUCAGAAAAAUCGAUAAGAUUUUCUCCCUUUCUGGUUCGUAUGGCAUUAGUGACUGACGUUUACUUUAUGGACUGAUAAAUUCUGGGUCAACAUUUUUAAUCCACUCUUCUUUUUACACUCCCUGCUGUUGUUAACAUGGCAUAGACCCCAACAAAGCCUCUAAGGUAGAUUUGAUUGGCGUUCAGGCAUCAGAUUGACAGUUCCCCAGUAAGCACUGAAAAGCCCGCUGAAAGGCUAUGGAUAAAAGCACUCUUGCUGUGCAGCGUAUUGUUUGCACUCUGUUCGUUCUUUGUGUGAAUGUUUGUAUGUGAGCAUGUAUGUAUGUUGAAAUCUAUCAUUGUAUUCCAGUGCAAUAUAAAUUAAAUAAGACAACCCUUCAGUACACUGUAAACCUGCACAAUCUUCUGUUCUAACAGAAAUCAAAGAGGAGCUCAAAUCUGAGUGCAUUUCAAUUAACAGAGAAGCGUUUCAUACAUAUUUUCAUCUGAGACUCAGACCGAAUGCUGCUGAUUUACUCAGAAAUCACUUGAUCUUAAGAGAAAAUCCUCACUCACACUUUCCCGAAAUAACAUUUUAACUAUUCAAUCAAUAGUCAGUCCGUUUCAUUGCUACACCAAAAAUGCAAAACUUCACAUAUAAGCACAGUAUCCACCAGUUUGUUCAUUUGGAUUUUGAGGUCUCCACUAAUGGCGUUUUAGCUACUUGGCUGCACUGCUGUUGAUAUGGUACUCACUGAACCAAAGCUCUGAUUAUAUUUUAGGACUUUCUCUGUGACAAACCGCACGUGUUUGGUGCAUAGAUGUGUGUGUUUGUCUGAACGCAUUGUACGUGAGUGUUUGUUUAAAUGCACGUUCAAGAGUUGUCACCUCACCUCCGUAUUUGAGUGUGAAAUGUUUUGGCAGAUGGAAAUUAAGGGGUGUGUGUGAAUGAGAAAGAAAACAGAUCAUCUUGCAUCAUUUGCAUGACAAUAUGUCUUUACCCUUUGACCUCAUGUGCUUUUCUGGAGAAUUCCAUUUGUGUUCCCCAAUGUUGGAAAGACGGAUGCUGUAAAAACAUCAUUCUUGAUGCUUUAUUUUUAUUGGUUUUUAUUGAGAGUAUUAUUCUUAUUAUAUGCAUUAAAAACAUUUUAAAAGGA
Molecule: messenger RNA, 5493 nt
Organism: Cyprinus carpio (common carp)
Lineage: Eukaryota; Metazoa; Chordata; Actinopteri; Cypriniformes; Cyprinidae
Product: TBC1 domain family member 1-like
Source: RefSeq, a predicted model, not a curated record